This is a messenger RNA of Sphenostylis stenocarpa, 993 nucleotides long. Lineage: Eukaryota; Viridiplantae; Streptophyta; Magnoliopsida; Fabales; Fabaceae. The record is from the annotation of a GenBank genome assembly.
AUGCAAUCUUAUAUGCAGAUUUUGGGUGUUUAUGGUUUUGAAAGAAAAGAGAACCAGUGGGUUUGCAGUGAGGUGAAUGAUUCCUACAAACCGAACAUGACAUUCGAUGCUGUUGAUGGGAAGCAAGCUAGACGAACAAAUUCCUCAAGCCCAUUAGGGGAGCUCUUCGAUCAUGGGUGUGAUGCACUUGCUUGUACUUUUGAAGCAUUGGCUUUUGGGAGCACAGCCAUGUGUGGAAGAGGUACUUUCUGGUGGUGGUUAAUAUCUGCAAUUACAUUUUAUGGUGCAACCUGGGAGCACUAUUUCACCAAUACACUUAUAUUGCCUGUUAUAAAUGGGCCUACAGAGGGUCUUAUGAUAAUAUACAUCUGCCACUUUUUCACUGCUAUCGUGGGUGCUGAGUGGUGGGCUCAGCCAUUUGAAAAGUCUUUGCCAUUUUUAAGUUGGAUUCCUUAUCUUGGGGGAUUCCCAACAUUCAAAUCUAUAUUGUGUUUAAUGAUAGCUUUUGGUGUUACACCGACGGUCACAUGCAAUGUUACUAAUGUUUAUAAGGUUGUGAAGGCAAAGAAUGGAAGUAUGCCACUUGCAUUGGCAAUGCUUUAUCCAUUUAUUGUACUCGUGGGAGGAGUGCUUAUGUGGGAUUAUUUGUCACCAUCAGACAUUGUGGGGCGAUAUCCACAUUUAGUAGUCAUUGGAACAGGACUUACUUUCGGAUACCUUGUGGGGAGGAUGAUUUUGGCUCAUUUAUGCGAUGAACCUAAGGGUCUGAAAACUGGGAUGUGCAUGUCCCUCGUGUAUCUCCCAUUGGCCAUCGCUAAUGUACUUGCCUCAAGGCUAAAUGAUGGGGCUCCUUUAUUAGAUGAAAGACUAGUUCUUCUUGGUUACUGUGCAUUUUCAGUGACACUUUACUUGCAUUUUGCCACAUCAGUCAUUCAUGAAAUUACCAAUGCCCUGGGAAUAUACUGUUUCAGGAUAACUAGGAAGGAAGCUUGA